AUGUUCCACAAGUUAUGCGGGGAGGUACCUCCAAGAGUCGAGAACUUUCUUAUGGACGUGCAAGAGUUUGAGUACGAGAUCGUCUACCGUCCGGGAAAGACAUGCAUCGGUGAUUACAUGUCACGACAUCAUGUUGAUCGAGCAGUAUCAAGUCGAGUGUUUGAGAUCGAAGCAGCAGCGGAGAGCGUUGUUGAGAACGGGUGCUGCCACGCCCUUAAUGAACAAGGAACAGUGACGGUGGAGGAUAUUAGGGCUGAAGGAGAAAGAUGCGAAGUCUACCAGAGACUUGUUAAAGCAAUCAAGUCGGGAAUAAGCGACAAUGACGAGGACUUAAAACCUUACAUGGUCCCGGAAAUCAAAUACGACUUGAGUGUGGUCAACGGUGUGGUUUGUCGGGGAUCACGUGUUGUCGUCCCUAUCGCUCUACAAAAACGUGUUGUCGAAUUGAGUCACCGCGCACAUCAAGGAAUUAGCAAGGCAAAGCAGUUUCUACGGACAUUCAGCUGGUUCCCUAGGAUGGACAAGGCCGUCGAAAACCAGGUACGAGGAUGA
Messenger RNA from Paramuricea clavata, 552 nucleotides. Lineage: Eukaryota; Metazoa; Cnidaria; Anthozoa; Malacalcyonacea; Plexauridae. The record is from the annotation of a GenBank genome assembly.